Racocetra persica is the source of this 382-nucleotide messenger RNA. The record is from the annotation of a GenBank genome assembly. Lineage: Eukaryota; Fungi; Glomeromycota; Glomeromycetes; Diversisporales; Gigasporaceae.
UAUAAAUGAAAUUAAUAAUUCAACUACAUCUCCUCAAGUAAUCUCAACCACCGCAUUUCCUAACAAGAUUCCUGCUACUCGUUAUCGUAGUAUGCAGAUUUUUAUAAGAAAUCUCACCGGCAAGACUAUCACAAUUGAUGUUGAACCAUCUUACACUAUAAAUCAAGUUAAACAGAAAAUCAAAAAUAAAGAAGGUAUUCCACCUGAUGAGCAACGUUUGAUCUUUUCUGGAAAACAAUUGGAAGAUGGUCGUACACUUUCUUCUUAUAAUAUUAGAAAAGAGUCAACUUUACAUUUGUUACUUCGUCUUUGGGAAUAUGAUACACCCACGAUAUCUCGAUCAAAAUUGAAUACUGGAUCUCGAGAUAUCGCGUCAAAAUUA